Molecule: messenger RNA, 519 nt
Organism: Pleurotus ostreatus (oyster mushroom)
Lineage: Eukaryota; Fungi; Basidiomycota; Agaricomycetes; Agaricales; Pleurotaceae
Gene: ALG13
Product: N-acetylglucosaminyldiphosphodolichol N-acetylglucosaminyltransferase catalytic subunit alg13
Exons: 3
Coding region: 1-519 (172 amino acids)
Biological process (GO): dolichol-linked oligosaccharide biosynthetic process
Cellular component (GO): UDP-N-acetylglucosamine transferase complex; extrinsic component of endoplasmic reticulum membrane
Molecular function (GO): hexosyltransferase activity
Source: RefSeq, a predicted model, not a curated record
AUGCUUGUGUUUGUCACAGUCGGCUCAACCAAGUUCGACGCGCUCAUCCAGGCUGUUCUUUCGGCCGAUGUGCUGCAGUGUCUACAGGCGAAGGGCUACACGAGUCUGGUAGUCCAGUGCGGAAACUCGCGGACUGAUGAACCUGUGCCAAAUGAGGGAAAGACGAAAAUGAGGAGAGAAGGGGUGGACAUCGAGUUGUGGAAAUUCAAGCCAUCGCUCGAGGAGGAGUACGAGAAUGCAGACCUCAUCGUUAGCCAUGCUGGCUCGGGCACUAUCCUAGAUGUGCUAAGGAGGGACAAACCAUUGAUCGUGGUACCGAACCCAACACUGCUGGAUAACCACCAGCAAGAAUUAGCUCGAGCUCUGAGCGAGCAGUCAUAUUUGCUACGGUCGAGCGUCGACCCAAGUGAAUUAUCUCAAGUGAUCAGGGAUUUGGUUCCAUCAGAGUUGCGCAAGUUCCCUGCGAUGGAUGGAAGUCGAUUCAGGCAGAUCCUUGACGAAGAGAUGGGUUUCCUGUAG